AAUCUAAAAAAUUUCAAGAAGUUCGCUAAUUUAGUUGCCGCCAAGUUAUUUUCUUUAUAACCAGUGAAGCAUUUUAAGGCAGAAGCUAACUUAAGCAAAUAUGGCGGAUAACAAAAUCGAGGGCCGACUGGCUCUAGUCACUGGAGCAUCUGGGGGUAUUGGUGAAGCUUGCGCAAGGAAGUUAGCAUCUUGUGGCGUCAACCUUGCGUUAACAUACUCUACGUCUAAAGACAAGAUUGAUGCACUCGUAGCAAGUCUCGAUGAGAUAAGCAACGGCUUGCGAAUAACGAUUCACAAGGCUGAUAUGGGAUCUGUGGAAGAUAUUGCAAACAUGUUCAAAGAGAUCCAAGAGCAACAUAAAGCUCCAAUCGAUGUCCUAGUCAGCAAUGCUGGGUACGGAAAGAGAAUCGUGGAUAUCUCUGAAAUACCACUAGACGAAUUCGAAUACACAAUGAACGUCAACCUCCGUGCUUCCUUCCUCCUCGUGAAGGGCGUCGUAGAAGGCAUGAAAGCCCAAAAGUGGGGUCGCAUUAUCUUCGUCUCAUCAAUAGCAGCAUAUGGUGGUGGAAUCAACGGUUGCCACUACGCAGCAAGCAAAGGUGGCCUCAUGGGCAUGAUGAAGAACCUAUCAAGCGGACUAGCACAGUACAACAUCUCAGUCAACGAUGUGGCACCUGCCAUGAUUGGAGCAACAGGCAUGAUCCCGAAUCCUGAGGCGGUGCCAGGUGUAAUUGAGACGAUCCCAUUAGGAAGAUUUGGGCAGCCAGAUGAGGUAGCAAACGUAGUUGAGAUGUUUGCUAAGACCGGUUAUUGCACUGGACAGAGUUUGGUUGUUGCUGGUGGAUUGAAGUGAGUAGUUUUUAUAGCAAGUACAAUGUAUAUCUCUUCCUAUAGGUACGGAAUGAAAUACUGCGAAUGCUUGUUUAUUUGUAACUCUCUAUGUAGCUUUUUUUAACAGGUC
Pseudogymnoascus verrucosus is the source of this 961-nucleotide messenger RNA. RefSeq lists its product as uncharacterized. Bases 101 to 853 code for a protein of 250 amino acids. The transcript is spliced from 4 exons. Lineage: Eukaryota; Fungi; Ascomycota; Leotiomycetes; Thelebolales; Thelebolaceae. The record is from RefSeq and is a predicted model, not a curated record. Gene Ontology annotation, molecular function: oxidoreductase activity, acting on the CH-OH group of donors, NAD or NADP as acceptor.